AUGGAGACACAAAACGAUAAAAGUAAAAAUCAAGAAAACACGGGGACUGAGCGGAGCUCUUCAUCGUGCGACGACGAUCCAGAACCUGAAGCAAAUGUUAAACGCAAGAGACAGUUCCAAUGUGAACAGUGUGACUUUUCUUCGCUACGGGUAUGGCACCUCACACAACACAUCCGAGUCAAACACACCGGUGAGAAACCGUUUAUGUGCGACCAGUGCGAUUAUUCGACGGGAAACAAGUACGCUCUCAAAAAGCACGUAAAGGUUACGCACCGCGGUGAGAGACCGUUUCAGUGUGAUCGUUGCGACUAUUCCACAUCGGAGAAGGCUAACUUAAAAACGCACAUUAUGGGCAAACACAGCGAUUACAGGCCAUACACCUGUACAUACUGCGACUUUUCCACAGCACGCAAACGAUGUUUAGUAAAUCAUGUGAACUCUCACACAGGCGAGAAGCCCUACAAGUGUGAGUUGUGCGCUUACUCCGCGUAUCAAAGGCAACAUUUAGUCCGGCACAUGGCUAAACACACUGGAGAGAAACCACACAAAUGUGAAAUCUGUGGUUAUUCUACUUCUCAGGCGAGUUAUCUCAAGACUCAUAUGGCCAGGCACCGUGGUGAGAAACCUUACAAAUGUAAACUCUGUGACUAUGCUGCGACACUCAAGUCUGGCCUAACGCGGCACAUGAUGUCCAUCCACACCGGUGAGAAACCGUACAACUGUGAUACGUGUGGUUUUGCUACAGGACGGCUAUCUAACCUGAAGCGACACAUCGCCACACAUACUAGCGAGAGGCCGUAUAAAUGUACAGUUUGUGACUACGCCGCGUCAUGGCCGGAUGAUUUGAACCGCCACAUGGUCGUACAUAGUAGCGAGAAGCCAUACAAAUGUGAACUCUGCGAUUACAGUGCAGCACGAAUACAGCAUUUAAAACAACACAUUGCCAGACACGCCGGUGAGAAGAACUACAAAUGCGAACUUUGCGAUUAUUCUGGACUCAUGUUGGUUGAUCUAAAACAGCAUAUGGUAGUGCAUAGUACUGAUAGACCAUACAAGUGCGAGCUGUGUGAUUAUUCUGGAGCCCGCAAAUCUGAUGUAAAGAUACACAUGAAAACUCACACCGGUGAAAAACCGCACAAAUGUCCGUUUUGUGAUUACGCUGCUGCGCAUGCGUCUCAGUUGACACAGCACGUGCGCAUCCAUAAAGGGGAAAAGCCGCACAAAUGUGAUUUCUGCGACUAUCGGACCCUACGAAAGACUCACCUGAGGCGGCACAUCCAAGCUAAACACACCGACGAGAAACCCCACAAGUGCGACAUCUGUGACUAUUCUACAGCAAUUAAGUCAUGUCUGAAGGAACAUAUGGAUAAUAUGCACUCUGGUAGGGAUAAACCGUUUCAUUGUGAACUUUGUGACUACUCUUCGCGACGCUUGUUCCACCUAAGGCAGCACAUAGCCACACACACCGGCGAAAAACCGUAUAAAUGUGAGCAAUGUGGCUACGCAGCGACACAGAUGACCCAUUUGAAGCGACACAUCACUGUCACUCAUGCGCCACUUGAUGACCAACAGGAAGAAACUUAA
This is a messenger RNA of Branchiostoma floridae (Florida lancelet), 1584 nucleotides long. Its product is annotated as zinc finger protein 888-like. Gene Ontology annotation, biological process: regulation of transcription by RNA polymerase II. Lineage: Eukaryota; Metazoa; Chordata; Leptocardii; Amphioxiformes; Branchiostomatidae. The record is from RefSeq and is a predicted model, not a curated record. The coding region runs from base 1 to 1584 and encodes 527 amino acids. Gene Ontology annotation, cellular component: nucleus. The transcript has a single exon. Gene Ontology annotation, molecular function: RNA polymerase II transcription regulatory region sequence-specific DNA binding; DNA-binding transcription factor activity, RNA polymerase II-specific.